Messenger RNA from Hemisphaericaspora subhashii, 2349 nucleotides. RefSeq lists its product as uncharacterized. Gene Ontology annotation, molecular function: protein-N-terminal amino-acid acetyltransferase activity. Gene Ontology annotation, cellular component: cytoplasm; NatB complex. Gene Ontology annotation, biological process: N-terminal peptidyl-methionine acetylation. The record is from RefSeq and is a predicted model, not a curated record. NCBI's taxonomy places the organism in Eukaryota, Fungi, Ascomycota, Pichiomycetes, Serinales, Debaryomycetaceae. Bases 1 to 2349 code for a protein of 782 amino acids. The transcript has a single exon.
AUGGCAACUGAUGCCGACAAGGAGUUAAUCGAUCUAAUAGAUCGUGGCUCGUAUUCACAUGCCAAAACGUUAAUUGAUAGGAGACUUGUUAAAUUCCCUCAAAAAAGUCUUUAUCAUAUUCUUCAAAAUAAAAUCCUUUUAAGAACUGGUGAAGAAGAUUUAGCUAUUAAAAAUAAUGUUAAAUUAAUGAAACAGAUACCCAAUGAUCCAAUGUCAGUCGAAUUGUUAAGCGAAUUUUUUGCUGAGGUUGGAAUGGAUAAAGAAGUUAAUAUUGUUUAUGAAAAUGUUAUUAAGAAAUAUCCAAUUUCAUCAAAAGAUAUGUGCUUACAUUGGUGGAAUAAUUCAAUUGAGAAAUUCGAUUUGAAAUUAUAUAAUCUUAUUUUUAUGUAUUUGAAUAAGCAUGAAAAAUCAAGAUUGUAUACAUUUUGGUAUUCAUUUAGUUAUUAUUUGUUAUUGAAACAGAAUUGUCUAUCUGAUAAAGAAGUGACAUUGUAUCGUGCAUUAGGUAAAAAAUUAAUUGAAGGGUUACAGCCAUUUGAAAAUACCCAAGAGUUGUAUGUAUACACAAAAUUCUUACUUGAAGAAGAGGACUAUCAAUCUAUAGUCGCUGUCAUUGAGGCUACAACCUUCAAUUUGGAUUUAGACUUAAAAAUAAUCUAUCGUGAUGCUAUGAAACAUAGUGAAAAUUUCAAAUCCUUAUAUGAAUAUACUGAAGAUUUAUUAUUUAAUCAAAAAUUUAAUGAUUAUGAUACUUGGAAAGCAUUGAUAUUUGCCGCAAAACAAUUAAACAAACCCUACGAAGAAAUCAAAGAUGUCCUUUCUCGUCAACCCUACAGUAGAAAUGGUAUGCUAGCACAAAUUGAAUUGGCUAGAGUAUAUGAUCAAGAUACCAAUGAUCCAAUUAAACAAUAUUAUGAAAAGACGAAUCACAAGUUAUGUUGUUACUACGAUCUUGCAAACUUUGAAUUAUCAGAUGAAUUCUUUGAAAUGGUAAAGGCAUCGACCAAUGAAAUAUUAGAAUCAUAUCCAACUGAUGUAAAUCAAUUAACUAGAAUGAUCAAUAAUCAAAAAUUCCAAUUUGAAAGACGAAUUGAUGAUGAAUUCUCCUGGACAAAUUGGAGAAUCAAUAAGAUAUAUGCCAAUAAUAAAUCAAUUCAAGGUGGAGAGUUUGAUAAUAAUCCGUUACAUGAGUUGAAUUUAAUUUCUAUUAUCCUUGAUUUAUCUAAGAAUUCUUCAUCUAAGAAUUUGAUCAAAUGCAUUGGUAUAAUCAAUCAUUUGUUACAAGAAGAUGCAUAUAAUCAUAAAUUACAAUUAUGGCUUGUGAAAUUAUAUUCAAGAUUAAAUACGAGUAAUUUAAUCUAUCCAGUUUAUCAAAACCUAAAAAUCAAAAUGACUCAGCAUGAAACUUUAUUACAUUAUUUAACAACAAUUAAUCCUUCAAAAGAUACUCUUGACGGUUUGGUAAAUAUUUUCCGUUUCUAUUUGACAGCAAAGCAUGAAAUUAAAUCUGGUAUUGAAAAUGGAUUCCAAGAGGGAGUGUUUAACAAGCUUGAAAGUUUUAUUAAUUUUGGAAAACGUUUACAAAAUUCAAUAUCAUUGAAUUUCCUUGUUUCUAAACUCUUACAAUUUGUGGUUGUACUUGGAGAUUCAGGGUACUUAAAUUACUUCAUUCAUUAUAUGAAAUCGAACAAGAAGUCAAUCUUGGAGGACUAUUCAGAUAAUCGAGAUUUUACUUCUGAGUGGAAAUUGGGUUUAAAGGUAAUUGACCAGGAUUUAUUGAAGAUUCCUGUUCAAGAUACUAAUGUGAAAUUGAAGCUUUUAAUCUACUUGAUUAUCUUUGAAGAGAAACCAGCCGAAAUUACAAAAUUAUUAAAAUUAUUCAAUAAGAUCAUCUCCAAUGAAAAAUCAUUUUCAAGGUUCGAUAGUAUAUUAUACAAAUUAUAUUUCAACUUAUUAAAGAUUUCCAAAACUAAUUUGAAUUCUCAAGAAGUACAAUCACUUUUUAAUUUCAUUCAAAAGAAUUUGAAAUUUGAUAAAUUGAAAACCAUCUUAAUCCCAGAAGAUAUAUUAUCUGGUGAAUUAAAUCAAAAUUUAAUCAAUUUAUCUGAAUUUAUUAAGAUAAUUCAAAUGAUUUCCAGACGGAAUUCAUCUUCAUUCAUAAAGCAAUUAGUCGCCAUAACUGAAACGUUACCCAAGGAUAUUAAACUGUUGAGACUUGCAAGUUUGCAAAUUGAGCAAAUUGAUUCCAUGGACUUUGAAAUUCCUUUCAUUAUAGACAUUGGAAAAACUAAGAAGACUCUUCAGGAUUCAAUUGACAAAACAACAACAUUCAUUUUAAAUACUUUAUAG